This is a messenger RNA of Suillus paluster, 934 nucleotides long. RefSeq lists its product as uncharacterized. The transcript has 6 exons. Bases 207 to 683 code for a protein of 158 amino acids. The record is from RefSeq and is a predicted model, not a curated record. NCBI's taxonomy places the organism in Eukaryota, Fungi, Basidiomycota, Agaricomycetes, Boletales, Suillaceae.
CGUUUACUCAUUAAUUCAUUUAACAGCUAAAAGGUCACUCCACAAGUCAAGACUGUCAGUCCCUUCUCAGCGCCAGGCACACCGCUCCAGAACAUUGAUGACCUCUCGCAAUUGCAGUCAAAGACAGCUAUUAUACGUGCCUCGAAAAUGAUCACUGAUCGCCUCCUCCUGUCGCACCGCAGUCCAAGAAAGAUCGAUAUAAACCAAUGCAGCCCAAGUUUGCUUCUAUCAAGGUCACCAACCCCAGUCCCCCAUCUCAAGCGCAGCUAAAGACAGCGGUUUCGAAGGCGCACCGAAGGAACGUCACGGUCGCGGUUUUUCACUUCAUCCAGAAAGGCGCGCAUAAAGAUGAUCUGGAUUCUGAAUUUGAGACUUUGGAGAAGAACCUCAAACGUGAACCUCCUCCAGCAGUGGACUGGUGGGACGCAGCUCUACUGCCUAGCAAGAUUUACGAUGAUCUCUUCUCGGGUUCUCGCAUCUCAAUAUCCUUACCCAGGUAUACGAUGAUGACUAUAAUAUACCACUACAGGAGCAAAAGCAGAUGCAGAAACAGCGCCGUCAAGCUGACCGUGAAGAUAAACGCGAUCGUAUUCGUAUGGGUCUCAUCCCUCUCCUCCCUAACAUCCUUGACCUUAACCUUACUCACUUUUCUCGUCACACAGUCCGUCUAUCGAAUCUCAUGAAAGUACUAACAUCAGACGCAGUCCAAGACCCCACCCACAUCGAAGCUCGCGUCCGCAAAGAAGUCGCAAUGAGAAAGCACUCACGCAAAUAUGAACGCGGAACGGAAAUUCACUGACGAACAACGCCGAGAUAAGAAGAAGAAUAACAAAUCAGAGGAGGAAGAGAAUGGUAUCGUGGGGGCUGUUUUCAAGGUGAAAACGCUCACAGACUCAUCCCAUCGGAUCAAAGUCCGCAAAAACGCCGAACAGCU